This is a messenger RNA of Salvia miltiorrhiza (redroot sage), 2292 nucleotides long. RefSeq names its product glycosyltransferase BC10-like. The transcript has 2 exons. Gene Ontology annotation, cellular component: membrane. Lineage: Eukaryota; Viridiplantae; Streptophyta; Magnoliopsida; Lamiales; Lamiaceae. Bases 939 to 2120 code for a protein of 393 amino acids. The record is from RefSeq and is a predicted model, not a curated record. Gene Ontology annotation, molecular function: glycosyltransferase activity.
CUCCAGUUCCCUUAAAUUAAUUCGCCCAUAUUUUUCUCAUUUUAUUUUUCCCGACUUCCCUAAAAUCAGCAUAUUAUAUUUUCCAAACCCAAUCAUGAAUCUCCCUCUCACAUCAUCACUGCACCAUCUCUCAUCAAUGUUGAUUUUAAUGCCCCAAGACUGCAGCAUCAUCGAUCACAAGUGCUUCCAACGUUUUCUAAAGAAUAAAUUUAAAGCAUUCAUAAAACUCAGAAUCAGUUUCAUUCUUCUAACCCAAACGCUUUUUCUCAUUUCUUGAUUCUUGAUGCAUCAAUAAAUUUCAAUUUUCUUCUUGUUUGUUUAUGCACAUUUAUUCCAUGAUGGCGAAUAAAACACCCCAUUUGCCACCUUAAUUCUCAAUCAUCCAUUUUUUUUUUGUCUCUCUUUUUACCUCAUUUUUUCUCGUACCCCAAAUGCCUUCUGUUCUUGCAUUUUUGGCAAGAAAAUCAGCUGCAAGAUCUUAGGUUUUGAAUUCAUUCCACCCCUCAUGACAUGUUUGAUUGCAGCAUUUUCCGAGGUUUUCCCAUUUGGUAAGGAACUGGCCCAUGUUCUUGGUUGUGAUUAUUCAAUUAUUGUUGUAAAGAUUAAAUUUUUACUGGUUUUCUUGAAUGCCCAUGUCCUGAAAAGUUACAAUUCCUCUUUAUUCUUGCCACAUUCUUGUCUAGUGAAUCAUUCUUGGAGUUGUUAGCACACAAGAAUUCUUGAUUUUUUAUUUUCUCCCACUCACACACAUAUAUAUACAUACAUGGUGAUGUGAGACGCUGAAAUGCUGCAUCUUUUAACCUAGGAGUCCACAAAUCUUCUUUAUGUAUAUCUAUUGCUGCUCUGUUCAUGUCUGAAUUGGGAUCAAGGAUACUGAAAUAAACAACACUUUCCUAGAUAGUUUGGGGAUUUGAAGGGUUGUAGAUUGAGUUAGAGAGAUGCAAUCUAGAGUGGGAAGUUUUAGCUCAUUAGAGGAAGGCCAAAUUCCUCUAAGGAUUAUGCACCAAUACAGCAAACAUCUGCCUCUUAGGCUGCUGCUUCUCUUCCUCUUGUUAGGGGUAGGCCUAGUGUUUCUGUAUAUCAGUAUGUAUACGUACCGGUAUAUCAGCAUCCACAGCGUUGCUUCCUCGACUGCUGCCUCGAGGAUUCAGACACACCACGGCUGUGUCCAAGGAUCGAAGGGUUUGGAGAGCUGGAUUAGGCCUCCCUCGAGCCUCUUGCACGAGAUGAAUGACACGGAGCUCUUUUGGCGGGCGACGUUGGUGCCUAUGAUCGAGAAGUACCCUUUCAAGAGGACUCCCAAGAUUGCAUUCAUGUUCUUGACGAGGGGGCCUCUACCCCUUGCACCUCUGUGGGACAGGUUUUUCAAAGGGAACGAGAGGCUUUACUCGAUCUACAUUCACUCCUCGCCUUCCUAUGAGCCCGAAUUUGAGCCUUCUUCGGCCUUCUAUGGCAGGCAGAUACCAAGCCAGGUUGCUGAGUGGGGGAGGAUGAACAUGUGCGACGCGGAGAGGCGCCUCCUCGCUAAUGCGCUGCUCGACAUCUCCAACGAGUGGUUCGUGCUCGUCUCUGAGGCCUGCAUCCCGCUUCAAAACUUCACCACCAUCUACACCUACAUCUCCCAAUCCCACUUCAGCUUCCUUGGCGCAUUCGAUGAGGACGGUCCCUAUGGCCGGGGGCGCUACAAUGAGGGCAUGGCCCCCGAGGUGAACCUCUCCGACUGGCGCAAGGGGUCCCAGUGGUUCGAGAUCAGCAGGAAGCUGGCGGUCGAAGUCGUCCAGGACACCCUGUACUACCCCAAGUUUGAGCAGUUCUGCAGGCCUCACGGCUGUUAUGGUGAUGAGCACUACCUGCCCACCAUGCUGACCCUCCGGUCGCCCCACCUCCUGGCCAACCGGACCCUCACGUGGGUCGACUGGUCGAGGGGCGGACCCCACCCGGCCUCGUUCGAUGAGGGCGAGCUGACGGAGAGGUUCUUUAAGGAGGCUGUUGCUGGUGCUGAGGGAUCAUGCCUGUACAAUAACCAGCCUACCAGUGUGUGUUUUCUGUUUGCAAGGAAGAUUGCUCCUGCUGCCUUGGAUCAUUUGUUGGGGAAUUCUUUGGAGUUUCUGGGAUUUUGAUGAAGGUUUUUUGUUUUUUGUUUUUUGAGAAUUCAUGAAACAUGAGAUGAUUUUUGGAUGUGUUCUUGAUGUCAAGAUUCCUUUGAUGAUGAAAUUGGGGAGAAUAUAGCAGCGGCAUUAAUACCAUGUUGGUUUAGAUGUUGGUUUGUUAAUGAAAGUUGAGCUUUGUUCA